ACUUGUAGUGUCAUAUUACUGAGUGUAAUAUUUUAGUAGAUAUUUUGUGUGCACAUAUCAUUACUCUAAAUAUAUUGUAAAAAUUUGCCAUUGUAAUAAAUGUAUUCUGUAGUUCAUUUGUGUUACCUACAUUAUGUACUACCCACUAACUUUAUUGAUUAUUACCAUGUGAAAUUCAAGACCCCACAUAUAAUCAUACACCCCAUACUCAUACUCUAUUAUUCCCUUUAACCACUCUUAUCAAACCCAUCAAAUCUCUAUUCAUUUCCACCUCCAUUCUCAUAGCUCUAAACCAUGGAAAAACUCAUACUUUUCUCACUCAUAAUCUCAAACAUCUUCAUAGGCUUAACACUUGCAUCAUCAAAUCAUUGGAGCAUUUUGAGCCCAAAAUUCAAAAAUGGACUCAUUAAUGACAGCUUAAAAAGGUAUUGUGAGAGUUGGAGGAUCAAUGUUGAGGUGAAAAACAUUAUGGGAUUUGAAGUUGUUCCACAAGAAUGUGUAGAAUACAUUCAACAAUACAUGACAUCUUCUCAAUACAAGGCUGAUUCUGAAAUGGCCUUAGAAGAGGUCAAACUUUACCUAAGUGGCUCUUGUACUACUUUGGAAAAUGAUGGUAAAGAUGCUUGGAUUUUUGAUGUUGAUGAUACUAUGAUUUCCACUAUUCCUUACUAUAAAAGGCAUGGUUUUGGAGGGGAGAAACGUAAUACAACCUCUUUGGAAACAUGGAUGAAAAAGAGAAAAGCACCAGCUCUUAAACACACACUCAACAUUUUUCAUGACAUCAAAGAUAAAGGGCUUAAGAUCUUUUUGAUCUCCUCAAGAAGCGAAAGUCUUCGAUCUCACACCGUUGAUAAUCUCGUCAGUGUUGGAUACCACGGAUGGACUAAACUCUCGUUAAGGGGUUUGGAAGAUGAACAACUUGAUGUGAAAGAGUACAAAUCGAAGACUAGACAACGAUUGGUUGAUGAAGGGUAUCGCAUAUGGGGCAUCGUUGGUGAUCAGUGGAGUAGCCUCGAAGGUUAUCCAAGUGCAAAAAGAACCUUCAAACUCCCCAACUCCAUUUAUUAUUUGUCUUAAAAGCUUUAACAACUCUCUUGUUUGUGUUACUAUCACAAGAUUGUUGCCCCCCACUUUUGUCUUGUGAAAAGAAAAUUUGCCUUUUGGCUUUGGUUUUGGUUGUGUUCUCUAAAUGAAAUCCACUCUAAUAUGUUGUCACUUUCUUAAGAAAUACCAUAUGAUUAUGCACCAA
This is a messenger RNA of Cannabis sativa, 1249 nucleotides long. Its product is annotated as acid phosphatase 1. The coding region runs from base 295 to 1077 and encodes 260 amino acids. Gene Ontology annotation, molecular function: acid phosphatase activity. The record is from RefSeq and is a predicted model, not a curated record. The transcript is spliced from 3 exons. Lineage: Eukaryota; Viridiplantae; Streptophyta; Magnoliopsida; Rosales; Cannabaceae.